Helobdella robusta is the source of this 513-nucleotide messenger RNA. RefSeq lists its product as hypothetical. The record is from RefSeq and is a predicted model, not a curated record. The transcript has 2 exons. NCBI's taxonomy places the organism in Eukaryota, Metazoa, Annelida, Clitellata, Rhynchobdellida, Glossiphoniidae. Bases 1 to 513 code for a protein of 170 amino acids.
AUGUGGUUAGUUGCGAAAAACAGUUCCCUGCUGUCACCUGAUCUGACGCUGAUCAUUUUAUAUAUUGCCUUAAAAAAUUUAAGGGUAUUGGGGUCCAUCGGGCCGAGAACCUCGAUACAUAUUGGCAAGAAUUCCAUCGAGGGGAGGGCGUUCCCAUAUUUUUUCAUUUUCUCGUCCGCUGCCCUGGCCGCGGCCAAACCGCAUUCUUUACUUGUCAGGUUUACAUAUCGUUCGGCAAGGGUGCCAGGGACGGUAACAUCCCACGCCAAACAUCUGCCGGCUCUCCAAGGUAUUAGUGUGCAUCCGUCCGGGCGCCUACCAUCAUGCGCAGAAAUGCCGGAUGGUUUCUUGAGAACCGGGAUUGAAGCCUUGGAGAAGAGCCCACAAAUGGCGGUGCGCAGGUCUCCGUCAAAUUCGCCCAAUUUAGAAGGGUCAAUGCGUUUGGAUGUACACAAGAAGUACAUCAAUUUGGGCAAACUGAGGGCAUUGCGGAUAAUAGUCAAGGCAUCAUGA